CUUUUAUGAAAAGUGGUGACCGUUUUCAAGAUUGGCAAAAAGUAGAUGUAGUUGCCAUUCAACAAUAUGGGUUGCCAUCCUACGGUGGUGUAUUUGAUCAGUAUUUGGAGUUGAUGAGACAAUUUAGCCAAAUCAUUCUCUUUUCUGCUGCGUUUCCAUUGGGUGCAUUGUUAUCGUUGUUAAGUGGUUAUGUGGAAAUCUAUUGGGAACGUUAUCAAUUGAUACAUUGGGUACGACGGCCAUUUCCACAUCGUGGAGUUUUUAUCGGUGCAUGGUACUUUGCGUUGGAAGCUAUUUCUAUUGCUUCGGUGAUGACCAACUUGGGAAUCGUGUUUGUUACAAAUGGUGAAGAGAUAUCACAAGUUUUCCCAUGGAGUGCUACAGCUCGAUUAUUUGUAGCUGUUGUAUUGGAACAUGUUAUAGUAGCGUUGCGGUUUUUCAUUGCUAUUGGUAUCGAUGAUGUUCCUUCGUGGAUAAGAAUGGCACAUUUGAAGAAUACUCAUGCUUUGAGUAGAGAAUUGGAUCAAGUGGAAACACAAUUAGGACAAAUCAGAAAAAGAAAAUGGCGCCAUCGUUGAAUAGCAUUUUUUUUCAUUGGUAAAGCAGAGAUGUUGGAAAAGAUGAUGAGACAAGGGUCGUGUGAUAAAGUAUCACAUACAAUAUGAUAUCUUCUCCCAAAUCAACUCCUCAACCUAUUUCCCAGUCUUUACCUUGU
This is a messenger RNA of Galdieria sulphuraria, 715 nucleotides long. RefSeq lists its product as uncharacterized. Bases 6 to 578 code for a protein of 190 amino acids. Gene Ontology annotation, molecular function: chloride channel activity. The transcript is spliced from 2 exons. NCBI's taxonomy places the organism in Eukaryota, Rhodophyta, Bangiophyceae, Galdieriales, Galdieriaceae. Gene Ontology annotation, cellular component: plasma membrane. Gene Ontology annotation, biological process: chloride transmembrane transport. The record is from RefSeq and is a predicted model, not a curated record.